Molecule: messenger RNA, 2470 nt
Organism: Acomys russatus (golden spiny mouse)
Lineage: Eukaryota; Metazoa; Chordata; Mammalia; Rodentia; Muridae
Gene: Saxo6
Product: Mdm1 nuclear protein
Exons: 15
Coding region: 150-2291 (713 amino acids)
Biological process (GO): negative regulation of centriole replication
Molecular function (GO): microtubule binding
Source: RefSeq, a predicted model, not a curated record
GGGCGGGAGGGCGGCGCGGAGUGCGCCGGCGCGUAGUCGGGGACGCCGGGUCCAGGGAUCCUGCUAGGGAACCAGUGUUGUCGCCCCGCCCCCUCGGGGCUUCAGUCCCGUUAACUGUCGGCUGGACAGGUUCCGCAGCGCAGGGCGACAUGCCGGUGCGCUUCAAGGGGCUGAGUGAGUACCAGAGAAACUUUCUGUGGAAAAAGUCUUACUUGUCAGAGUCCUAUAAUCCCUCAGUGAGGCAAAAGUACUCGCGCGCAGGACUUAGAUCGGAUCAGUUAGGGAUCACGAAAGAACCAAGUUUUACUUCAAAAAGAAGAGUUCCCUACUAUGACCCUCAGAUUUCAAAAUUCCUGGAGUGGAACGGAGCCAUCACAGAGAAUGAGAUGGUUGUCCCACCAGAGCCUCAGACUCUCCAAACUCCAAAACCACAAGAGGCACAGCAAAAAGAAGAUGCUGACCAAGAAGGGGUUCCCUCACUAGAGGCUUCCCGGGUUCCCAAGAGAACCCGGUCUCAUUCUGCAGACUCCAGGGCUGAAGGGCCUCCUGACGCUGUGGAAAAGCACCAGGCCAUCACGGGAAACCAUGCACUGGCUAAUGAGGAUGCGGAGCUGGACCCUUCCCUCAAACCUCUUCCACAGAGUGUAGAUCCCAGGUUGGAUAGGCAUCUUCGUAAGAAAGCUGGAUUGGCUGUUGUUCCCUCGCAUAAUGCCUUGAGAAAUUCUGAAUACCAAAGGCAGUUUGUUUGGAAGACCAGUAAAGAAACCGCUCCGGUGUUUGCAGCCAAUCAGGUUCUCCGUAAUAAAAGCCAAGUUAUUCCACAGUUCAGUGGGAGUACAGUUGUCCAUGAAACUGAAUACACGCGGAAUUUCAAGGGCUUAUCUCCAGUGAAGGAGCCAAAGUUCAGAGAAGACUUGAAGGGAAGCAGUGGCCUUGAGACGCCCUCUCCAGAGAAGAAGGCAGACGAGCCUUUAGAAUUAGAAGUAGAGAUGGCAUCGGAAGACUCAGACCAGCCUAAGAGGAAGCUUGCUCCGUGGAGACACCAAAAGCUCGGAAAGGUGAAUUCUGAAUAUAGAGCAAAGUUUCUGAGCCCAGCCCAGUAUUUCUAUAGAGCUGGAGCUUGGACACGUAUGAAGGAGAACAUGCCAAACCAGGGUUCUCUAAAUGCCAUGUGGUAUGCAGAGGUUAAGGAACUCCGGGAAAAGGCCGAGUCGUACAGGAAGCGAAUUCAGGGGACGCAUUUUUCUCGGGACCAUCUGAACCAGAUCCUGUCUGAAAAGAACUACUGUUGGGACGUCUCCUCAACCACGAGCUCAGAAGGACCCGUUAGCGGCAACAUCCGAGCAUUGGACCUUGCUGGAGAUCUUACAGGCCACAAGACUCCCCAGAAACAUCCUCCUGCCAAACUAGAAGAAAGGAAGGUUGCCUUGGGAGAGCAGCCCCCAAGAAAUGCCACCGCGAAGCUGGACCUGUCAGAGGCCGCCACCAUGCCUGUCAGGAGGAAGCUGGCAUGGGAUGCAGAGGACACCAAGGAAGAUGCACAGGAGCAGCCCAGAGGGGAGGAAGACAGGGAAGAGGGAAGGGAAAAGGCCAAGCAGACCCGUGUGGGGGAGCUAGAGGAACUGGACACACAAGAGACAUUUAAGGCAGACAGGAUAAAAGAAGGGUCGGAGCUAUCCUCUGUCUCCUCAGGGAGGGGAGGCAGGCUUCCUACUCCGAAGCUGAGAGAACUCGGCAUCCAGCGGACUCACCAUGACCUCACGACUCCAGCCGUUGGUGGAGCGGUCUUAGUGUCUCCAUGUAAAACGAAGCGGUCAACCCCCGAGCAGUGGAAGAGAGCGUCCUACCAGCAUGGCUUAGAAACCCCAAAGAAAGAUAUUACUAAGAAAGAAAACCACCGUGCUGUGUGUCUCCUGACUUCUCCUGCUGCUGGCAUGAAAACAGUUGAUCCCCUGCCUCUGCGUGAGGAUAGUGAAGACGAUGGCCUCAGAUUUUUGAAAAUUCCAGAACAUCUGACAAACACCCCUGGUAGUCAGCCUUCUCCGAGUGCCCUGCCUCACUGGCCUCCUCCUAACAGGAUCCAGGGCCGUCUGCGACACCCUGAAUUUCAGCAUAACGUGAGAAAACCAAGGAUGAACACUUUGCUGUUACCUCCGCAUGAAGCCUUUAAUGAUGAAGAUGUAGACAGACUGUCCGAGAUCUCUGCUCGCUCUGCAGCUUCCAGUCUCCGCGCUUGCCAGACUUUAGCACGAGCUCAGAAAAGAAAGGAGAAUUUCUGGGGCAAAACAUAAACCCGCUCUUCUUCUCUAGAGAAAAGCUGGCAUCAUCUUUUCUUAUUGUGUUAAGAUUUUCGGAGUGUUUGGAUUUUCUCCUGACACUUCUGACUUAAAUAAUUUGAUUUUCAGUGGCUCAUCUUACCCAGGAAAUUUUAACACAGCCGUAUCUAAAUUUAACUCUUUGGGAUUUCCUU